Messenger RNA from Anarrhichthys ocellatus (wolf-eel), 1582 nucleotides. It is a transcript of the gene znf648, whose product is annotated as zinc finger protein 648. The transcript has a single exon. The coding region runs from base 140 to 1036 and encodes 298 amino acids. The record is from RefSeq and is a predicted model, not a curated record. Lineage: Eukaryota; Metazoa; Chordata; Actinopteri; Perciformes; Anarhichadidae.
GCUCAAAGAGCUAAAUGUUGAGGAAUAUUCUCCAGGUGGUGUCGGGAAUAAGACCAAAAAAAAGGAUGUACAUAGUCCUUCAGUGAAGAAAUUGCUUAAAAAGUGCGAAGAUGACAAGAUCCCUCGACUUUUGGUCGCGAUGAAAAAACGUAACAGAGUCGACAAAGAGCACCGUCCCUUCAAGUGCACCCACUGCAACUGGGCUUUUAAGAAGCUCUGCAACCUGCAGAGUCACUUGCAAACGCACACUGGCCUCAAGCCACACGUGUGCGACAUAUGUGGCAAGGCUUACUCCCACCAGGGCACGCUGCAGCAGCACAAGCGCCUCCACACGGGUGAAAGACCAUAUCACUGCCCCUUCUGUGUCAAGACCUACAUCUGGUCCUCCGAUUACCGCAAGCACAUCCGCACACACACCGGUGAAAAGCCCUACGGGUGUGACACUUGUGGGAAGGAUUUCAUUCGCUCCUCUGACCUGCGGAAGCACGAGAGGAACAUGCAUACCAACAACAAGCCCUUCCCCUGCACGCACUGUGGCAAGACCUUCAACAAACCCCUCUCCCUGAAGCGCCACGAGCGGAAGCACCUUGGAGAGAGGCCUUUCUCCUGCCCCGACUGUGGCAAAGCCUUCGCUCUGGCCAGUCGCAUGGCAGAGCACCAGAAGAUCCACGCCGGAGUUCGUCCGCACGUCUGCCCGGUGUGCUCCAAGUGCUUCACCAAGUCGUCCAACUUGAUCGAGCACGAGGCCAUUCACAGUGGAGCGCGGCCCCAUAAGUGCACCGAGUGCGGCGUGGCGUUUGCCAUGGCCUCCCGCCUCGUGCGGCACCAGUACGUCCACAGUAAAGAGAAACCCCACAACUGCACGGGCUGCAGCAAGAGCUUUAGCCUCCUGGCCAUGUUGAAGCUUCAUCAGGAGCAGACGUGCACUGGGAGGAUCUUUGUCUGCGUGGAGUGCGACAAGUCUUUCCAGUGCGCUACAAAGCUGGCUGAGCAUGUGCUGAACCACAGGGACACACCAAUGUCUGAAUCAGUUUAAAGACAGGUGCUGACAGAUUAAUGGUGUGACGUGAAAGCAGCUACAAGGGCAUCGGACCCUUUUUAAAGUGAGGAUAGAUAUGUUAGUAGUUAUUAAUAAUGAGUUAACACUAAUCUCACAACGUUGGCCCUCUGCAUGUAUUGAAAUGCAGGCAGUUUAUUAUGAUGAACCUGUGCUGUGGUAGCAUGCCUGGGUCUCUCUGAAUCUGGUGGCUAAGGUCGGGACAUGCGAACUCAAUUCAAGCAGGAUAUGGCGCUGAGCAUUCCAUGUCAGAAGGCCCAUCACUUCCUCAUGCUGAGUUUUACGGCUACACAGAGAUUGGUAUACCCAACUUUAGCAUCAGCUUAAUGUUCUCAACCCAUCAGGGCCUGUCAUACACAUACAACUAACAGCUUUAUCAAUGUUGACUUAUCCUCAGGUGCAGGCUGUUUUUAAUUGUCUGGUGAGGAGCGAGUUUUUUUGGACGCACAAGCAGCAAUAGCUGCAACAGACGUGCCCUAACAUAAGCCAGUCAUACCUCCUGAGACACAUUGCUGUGACCACGUU